Sparassis crispa is the source of this 390-nucleotide messenger RNA. RefSeq lists its product as hypothetical. The record is from RefSeq and is a predicted model, not a curated record. NCBI's taxonomy places the organism in Eukaryota, Fungi, Basidiomycota, Agaricomycetes, Polyporales, Sparassidaceae. The transcript has a single exon. Bases 1 to 390 code for a protein of 129 amino acids.
AUGCCCCCACCUCAACCACCUCACCUCAUCAUCGUGGAUCCUAUAACGGUUCCUACCCCACAACUGUUCAACCUAUUAGGAGGUGCCUCGACAUCCUCCAUCUCAACCACGACUCAUGAUGGCAUCUCUAUUGCACAUUCUCUGCAUGCAAACCCCCCUCCAGACUAUGUACCUAGUUGGAAUUUCGAUAAAAGUCCUAACCAUCAUGCCGAAGGGUUAACCCCAGAAAUGGCAGAAGAGGCGAUGCAGACUGAGAUGAUCGAACACUCAGACCAGUCUAUUCAGACUCUUGUCAACCCCGGAGAGAUCAAAACCCCGUUCUCUCUCACCUUUUCUACUGCACUCAUUGGGCCUCAGAGGACCAUCCUGUUGUAUGUUGCAUACCAGUGA